Umbelopsis ramanniana AG is the source of this 1590-nucleotide messenger RNA. RefSeq lists its product as uncharacterized. The record is from RefSeq and is a predicted model, not a curated record. The coding region runs from base 1 to 1590 and encodes 529 amino acids. The transcript has a single exon. Lineage: Eukaryota; Fungi; Mucoromycota; Umbelopsidomycetes; Umbelopsidales; Umbelopsidaceae.
AUGUUACAGCAACAGCAACAAAAACAGCAGAAAGGAAGUGGUAUGGCAUCAAACUCGGAAAAGGGAAGCUGGAGACAAGAAAAUGGUAGUAACGAAGUGAUACCUUCAUCAUCUCCACUGAAGGACCUGGUGGAAGACUGGUUAUCGUCCGAUGAGGAGCUGCAACAACAUAAGAGAGUAUCUAAAUCUGCAAAACGGGUUGUAAAAGGAAUCAAGCCUCCUUCAUCCAAUAUAUAUACAAUUUCAGCAAAGGAAGAAGCCUUUGUGAAAGACGCUAACGAUUCCCCACGAGGUGGCAACGAGAAUUCCCCAUUAUACCAAACGAGUUCUAUACUGACUUCUAGUCCUGUAUCACCGCUUUUCUAUGAAAAGAUCAAGCCAAUAGUACGGCGUCAUGAUAUUGCAGGAUCAGCGCCAAAUACAAGGGCAGCUUUAGAAAGUAAUAGCCCGCUGGCAGCCAAACACAGAGGAAGUCAAGAACAUACACAGAAAAGCAAUUUGUCGUCAAGAGCCGAUAAAAGCUGGAAGGGAAAGCAUACCCCGGUCAGCCGGUCUCUUUUGCCAGAAUUCACCAGCACAGUCGCCACUACGUCGUCCGUUCAACGUCAGACUAUUCCUCAUGUAAGCCAAAGGAGGUCAACUGAUAAGGCAAGCAACUCGAAAAGAGAUGAGAGAAAUACAAUUAAUACAUCUGCUUGGUCGCAUAUACCACCCAACACCCAUAGCAGCACACAUAGCAGGAUGAGUGCAAACCUUGCAGACCCAUAUUUCCAGACCUGUCCAAUCUGUGAUGCCGAAUUUCCUACGUCGGUCAUUGAAGAACAUGCCGAUGAGUGUAUUGGAAAACUUGUACUAGAACCAGUCCAUCGCCCUAUAAGCAGUCAGAAGCCACUGACACAAAGCUUAUUGGCACCGCUAAAGAGCGCCAAGUCAUUCACCGUAUAUAAAGACGAUACAGGAUCACAGACCAGACCAAAGGUUAUAAGUCGACCAGUAGAUCGCCAAGAGGAAAAAGAAUGUCCUAUAUGUCGGGCCAAGAUUCGUGCUGAUUUGUUGCAAAAACAUGUUGAAGAAGAAUUGGAUGAGCUUUCCUCCGGAUCAGUGCCUUCCAAUAUCCCAUUUCGCUUACCGGCCAUGUCCACCGACGACAAUUCGCAGUCAUCUGCCGUGGGAAAAUAUCCAGAGCCGACGUGCAGCAUACCCGUGGAUGAUGAUAGCGAUUCUGAAUGCAGUGUUAUUGAUCUAGCAUCAGAAUCUAAUUCUGUAAAUGUAGAUAUACAGACUCCUGUGUCCAGCCAUAGACCACGACAACGAUCACUUUCGCCAGUGGAAGGGUUUCAAGAUAUUCGGCAAUUACAAAAUGACGACCCAGGUUAUCAGAUGUACUUUCGGCAGUUUGGCGAUGCCCGACUGGAUAGCGCAAAAUCGCGCAAGAGACGUAACCAAACAGCAGCUGAUCAGGAUGAUGGAGAACCUGGAAUAGCACCAACAGUCAGCAAACGAAAGCCAAAUCGCAAUUAUCGAAAGUUCCGCGGAAACUCCAAUUCACGUCGUCCAAGGCAACGACCAGGUCGGGGAGGAAGAAAGUAG